AUGGAACUGCUUAAUGAAAGCCACCCUGAAGAGUUCAUUCUUCUUGGCUUUGCUGACCGACCUUGGCUGGAGCUGCCUCUCUUCAUUGUUCUCCUCAUAACGUACCCCAUGGCCCUGUUGGGAAACAUCACCAUCAUUCUGGUGUCCAAGUUAGACCCCCGUCUCCACAGCCCCAUGUAUUUCUUCCUCACCAACCUCUCCUUUUUGGAUAUGUGUUACACCACAAGCAUUGUCCCUCAGAUGCUGUUUAACCUAGGAAGCUCCAAGAAGACCAUCAGCUACAUGGGGUGUGCAAUUCAGCUUUAUUUGUUCCAUGUAAUGGGCGGUAUAGAAAGCUUGCUCCUGGCUCUUAUGUCCUUUGAUCGCUAUGUGGCCAUCUGUAGACCUCUGCACUAUACUCUCAUGAUGAAUAAAUGCAUCUGUGUCCUAUUAGUAUCCACCGUAUGGCUGAGUGGAACUAUAUUUGCUAUCUCAGAGGCUACGCUUACAUUACAGUUGCCACUGUGUGGCAUCAAUACACUGGAUCACCUGUUGUGUGAGAUUCCGGUUCUGAUAAAGACUGCCUGUGGAGAAAAGAGUACUAAUGAGCUCACACUCUCUGUGGUAUGCAUUUUCAUGGUACCUGUCCCUUUAUGUUUAAUUCUUGCUUCCUAUAUCGGUAUCGGACAUGCUGUAUUUAAGAUUAAAUCUUCUGAAGGAAGAAAAAAAGCCUUUGGGACAUGUUCCUCUCAUCUCAUUGUGGUUUUAUUAUUUUAUGGUCCAGCAAUAAUCAUGUACCUUCAACCUCCUUCCUCAUUCUCAAGGGACCAGCCCAAGUUCAUGGCUCUCUUCUACGGAGUGAUGACUCCUACACUAAACCCUUUUAUCUACACUCUGAGGAAUAAGGAUGUAAAGGAUGCAUUAGGUAAACUGGUGAGGAGAAUGUUCAAUUUCAAGUGA
Messenger RNA from Lepus europaeus (European hare), 939 nucleotides. RefSeq names its product olfactory receptor 2B11-like. The record is from RefSeq and is a predicted model, not a curated record. NCBI's taxonomy places the organism in Eukaryota, Metazoa, Chordata, Mammalia, Lagomorpha, Leporidae. Gene Ontology annotation, molecular function: G protein-coupled receptor activity; olfactory receptor activity. Bases 1 to 939 code for a protein of 312 amino acids. Gene Ontology annotation, cellular component: membrane. The transcript has a single exon. Gene Ontology annotation, biological process: G protein-coupled receptor signaling pathway.